AUGCGUUUUCGCUGCCUUCUCAAAGAUCGAACACUACAUUAUUCGCCUACCAAGGCUUCAAAAAUAGUGUUGGCUUGUGUUGUGUUACACAAUUUGUGUAUUGUAGAAAACAUUCCAUUAAUUGAAAAAGAUGUUGAAGAGGAUGAUUUUGGAAUGUACCAAGUAAAUGACAAUGAAGAAAUGACACAAAAUAGGCAAAAUCCAGAACUUGUAGCCGGUAUUCGUUUCCGUCAAAAUAUUGUAAACAGACUAUUUACAGAUUAA
This is a messenger RNA of Macrosiphum euphorbiae (potato aphid), 264 nucleotides long. The record is from the annotation of a GenBank genome assembly. NCBI's taxonomy places the organism in Eukaryota, Metazoa, Arthropoda, Insecta, Hemiptera, Aphididae.